This is a messenger RNA of Engraulis encrasicolus (European anchovy), 2326 nucleotides long. RefSeq lists its product as uncharacterized. Lineage: Eukaryota; Metazoa; Chordata; Actinopteri; Clupeiformes; Engraulidae. The transcript has 18 exons. Gene Ontology annotation, molecular function: protein binding; single-stranded DNA binding. Gene Ontology annotation, biological process: positive regulation of transcription by RNA polymerase II. The record is from RefSeq and is a predicted model, not a curated record. Bases 143 to 1498 code for a protein of 451 amino acids. Gene Ontology annotation, cellular component: nucleus.
CUGUGCCUGAUUUGUGGCCAAUGUUGGAGAUGUAAAAAAGGAGGAAAAAACACUAACCGGGUAGCUAUGGAGAUAGAAGGUUUUGCAGGCUACUUUCUCUGACAUGUGUUGAGUGGGUAAAAGUCUUACAACAGUGUCCAACAUGUACGCCAAAGGAAAAGGAGCUGUUGUCCCCUCCGAUAGCCAAGCGAGAGAGAAAUUAGCUUUAUACGUGUACGAGUACCUACUUCAUGUUGGAGCCCAGAAAUCAGCACAGACGUUCCUAUCUGAGAUCCGAUGGGAGAAGAACAUCACGCUAGGGGAGCCUCCUGGAUUCCUGCACUCCUGGUGGUGUGUAUUCUGGGACCUGUAUUGCGCGGCCCCUGACAGGCGCGAGACCUGCGAGCAUUCCAGCGAGGCCAAGGCCUUCCACGACUACAGUGCGGCGGCGGCUCCCAGCCCGGUGAUGGGCAAUAUGCCCCCUAACGACGGCAUGCCAGGUGGACCCAUGCCCCCAGGCUUCUUCCAGGGCCCGCCCGGCUCGCAGCAGUCCCCCCACGCACAGCCACCCCCACACAACCCCGGCAACCCCAUGAUGGGACCCCACGGCCAGCCCUUCAUGUCUCCGCGGUAUCCAGGUGGACCCCGCCCAGGACUCCGUAUGCCAAAUCAGCCUCCAGUAGGAGUCCCGGGAUCGCAGCCUCUCUUGCCAAACAGUAUGGACCCCACCAGACCACAAGGACACCCCAACAUGGGCGGCCCGAUGCGGAUGAACCCUCCCAGAGGAAUGGGCCCCAUGGGUCCACAGAACUACGGAGGGAUGAGACCUCCAGGGGGGAUGGGAGGCCCCGGCAUGCCACCCGGCAUGAACAUGGGCCCUGGAGGACGAGGUCCUUGGCCCAACCCCAACGCUAACUCGAUAGCAUAUUCCUCCUCCUCUCCUGGAAACUAUGUGGGUCCUCCAGGUGGAGGGGGGCCUCCAGGAACUCCCAUAAUGCCGAGCCCAGGAGAUUCAACGAACUCGAGUGAGAACAUCUACACGAUGAUGAACCCUAUCGGUCCAGGCGGAAACAGACCUAAUUUCCCCAUGGGUCCCGGCCCUGAUGGUCCAAUGGGAGGGAUGGGAGGUAUGGAACCCCACCAUAUGAACGGAUCGCUAGGCUCUGGAGACAUGGAUGGUUUGCCAAAGAACUCUCCCAACAACAUGGCGGGAAUGAGCAACCCUCCAGGAACCCCGCGUGACGACGGCGAGAUGGGCGGCAACUUCCUCAACCCUUUCCAAAGUGAAAGUUCCCCUGGCAUGCCCUUAGACCAUGCCGCCCUGGGGGCAUCUGCCCUGGCGGCCGCCUGUGCCAUGGCUGGCGGUGGCGGCGAUGGUGGGACCGCCGCGGGGGUCGGGACGGUCAGCGGCGGUGGCGGUGGCGGCAGGAAGCAGCGUCAGAGCCACAGGAAGGGCCUCCUCCACGCAGCGGACCCCUCCGCCUGCCUCCCCACCUUCCUCACGGGCCCAGGACUGUAGAGGAGCAGCAGCUGUGGGGUGGGGUGGGGUGGGGUAGGACGACAGAAGAACACCACCCAGCACAGCACAGCACAGCUCAGCUUAACUCAAGCAAAACGUGUCCAUUGCCCACCCAACGCCAGGCUGCCCAGCUUUCAUCGUGGUUUUUUGUUUGUUUGUUUGUUUGUUUUUGUGUUCACGUGAGAUGGCAUUUCUUCACUCUAUUUUUAGUCAUAGUUUAAGCGUUUUUGAUGCAGACGCGUGAAACAAAAGGGGAAGGAAAGUGUCGGAACUCAACUCCUCUAUCCUCCCCGUUUUAUCGUGUACAUUUUUUAAAGAUGUGUUUGCUAAUGACUUUUCCAAUAUUACAGUUUAUGUAUUGUAUUAAUAAUAUUAUUUUAUUUUUUAUUAUUAAUAUUGCUAUAAUGUUGUUAUAAUGUUUUUUUUUGUGUUUAGUUACCCUUGAAUGGGCACAUUGUAACCAGGCAACCACGAUAAUGACACAAGCACACAAUCAUGGCGCACAGCUGCAGUUGUUAUGGCGACGGAUGUUUUGAAGCUCAGUCUGUCGUAUCUGCUUUCCAGCCUGAUCACAGCGGUUAAACGCGGUGGGAGUACCGUACCCCCUUUAUCACCCAACACGCUGCUGUCUGCCCGUCUGUCUGUCCGUGCAGAGAAGUGUGAUGUCAGGAGUUGGAUAGGCCCUAUAUUCCCCUUUUAAUAGUGUAGACACACGCACAUAUGGGAACCACAUGACGCACACAGUAGUUUACCUCUCUUAUGUGAGCAGAACACUUCUGACACACACACACACACACACACACAUACACAUCAAAACCAAAUUCAUAU